Cuculus canorus (common cuckoo) is the source of this 1939-nucleotide messenger RNA. RefSeq names its product tripartite motif containing 54 (gene TRIM54). The coding region runs from base 504 to 1646 and encodes 380 amino acids. The transcript has 10 exons. Lineage: Eukaryota; Metazoa; Chordata; Aves; Cuculiformes; Cuculidae. The record is from RefSeq and is a predicted model, not a curated record. Gene Ontology annotation, molecular function: zinc ion binding.
CCGGUCCCGCCGGUGGCCCCCGCCGUGACUCAGUGUCACCCGACGCCGCCGACAGCUGCGGGGCGGGGGCCGCUAAAAAUAGCGCCGGGCUCACGGGACAGAGCGGGACCGGACCGGAGCGGGGCUGACCGGCACCGGGACAGGAGCGGGGCUGAGCGGGGCUGACUGGCAUCGGGACUGGGCCUGGAGCGGGACUGACCGGGUCUGAGCGGGGCUGUGCAGAACCGGGACCGGAGCGGGGCUGGAGCGGGUCUAAGUGGGACCGGGACUGGAGUGGGACUGACCGAGUCCGAGCAGGGCUGAGCGGGGCUAAACGGGACCGGCACGGAGUAGGGCUGUCCAGGACGGGGACUGGGACCGGGAUUGGAGCGGGACUGACUGAGUCCGAGCGGGGCUGUGCGAGACCCGAGUGGGUCCGGAGCGGGGCUGAGCGGGACCGGGACCGGAGCGGGUCCGGAGCAGAGCUGAGUGGUUCCGAGCGGGACCGGGGCGGGACCGGGGCGAUGAACUUCGCGGUGGGGCUGAAGCCGCUGCUGGCGGAGGCGCGGAGCAUGGAGAGCCUGGAGAAGCAGCUGAUCUGCCCCAUCUGCCUGGAGAUGUUCUCCAAGCCCGUGGUCAUCCUGCCCUGCCAGCACAACCUCUGCCGCAAGUGCGCCAACGACGUCUUCCAGGCGUCCAACCCGCUGUGGCAGUCGCGGGGUCCCAGCGCGGUACCGUCGGGCGGGCGGUUCCGGUGCCCGUCGUGCCGGCACGAGGUGGUGCUGGACCGGCACGGGGUGUACGGGCUGCAGCGGAACCUGCUGGUGGAGAACAUCAUCGACAUCUACAAGCAGGAGUCCGCCAGGCCCCUGCACGCCAAGGCUGAGCAGCACCUAAUGUGUGAGGAGCACGAGGAUGAGCGCAUCAACAUCUACUGUCUGCGCUGUGAGGCACCCACCUGCUCCCUCUGCAAGGUCUUCGGGGCACACAAGGACUGCGAGGUCGCCCCAUUGCCUGCUGUCUACCAGAGACAGAAGAGCGAACUCAGUGACGGCAUCGCCAUGCUAGUGGCAGGCAACGACCGCAUCCAGGCCAUCAUCACACAGAUGGAGGAGAUCUGCCACACCAUUGAGGAGAAUGGGCGGCGGCAGAAGCAGCACCUGGGGCUGCGCUUCGAUGCUCUGUACGGCAUCCUGGAGGAGCGGAAGAAGGAGCUGCUGCAGAGCAUCGCACAGGAGCAGGAGGAGAAGGUGCAGCACGUGCGGGGCCUCAUCCGGCAGUACGGAGACCACCUAGAGGCCUCCUCCAAGCUGGUGGAGUCAGCCAUCCAGGCCAUGGAGGAGCCCCAGAUGGCCGUGUACCUGCAGCACUCCAAAGAGCUCCUGAAGAAGAUCAUGGACAUGUCCAAGGUGCCCAUGAGCAGCCGCCCUGAGCCGGGCUACGAGAGCAUGGACCACUUCUCCGUCAACGUGGACUGCGUGGCCGAGAUGCUGCGCACCAUCGAGUUCCAGACAGAGCCGCUGGGCGAGGAGGACGCGGAUGGAGCCGGGGACGGCAGCGAGGUCGUGGCUGACGAGGAACGGCUGGACAGCAUGGAGGCGGCUGAAGCCACCGAGGAUGCGGGGCCGAGGCAGAAGCCGUUGAGCUCCCCCCAUGGUCAGCACUGAACCAGCCCUGUGGGCAGCAAUGGCACCACCGGCUCAUCUUGUCCCAGCGUCCAUCAGUGAACCCCAACCCUGCUGCUGCUGCCCUCAGACAUCAGACCCCAGCCCUCUGACCCCCAACACCAGACCCCUGCCCUGCCACUGCGACCCCCAAAUGCUGGACCUCAGCUCUGUGACUGUGACCUCCAAGUGCUGGACCACAGCCUUGCCGCUGCGAACCCCAAACAUCAGACCCCAAACCUGCUGCUGCGACCCCUUCAGCGCUGGAGCUGCUCCUCUUUGACAUUAAACUGUGU